AUGUCAAGUCUUUCCACGGUGGAUCCCGGAAACAUAUUCUCCACUUUUGAGAUUCUUAGAGGUCACAACAUCAGAUGUUCGGUGAUUGGUCUUGGGGCUGAACUAUUUGUGUGCAAACAACUCGCGAAACUUACUAAUGGUCGAUAUGACGUAGUACUGGACGCAGAGCAUAUGGAUGUUCUAUUAUCGCAACAUACCGUGCCACCUCCUUCGACAAAAGCUGCCGAGUGUAAUGCCAUUCGUGUUGCAUUUCCUCCUCACAUCACUAUUAAGGAACGAUCCUUUUGUGUGUGGUAAGU
Strongylus vulgaris is the source of this 299-nucleotide messenger RNA. NCBI's taxonomy places the organism in Eukaryota, Metazoa, Nematoda, Chromadorea, Rhabditida, Strongylidae. The record is from the annotation of a GenBank genome assembly.